CAAAUGGGAGGCCCAGCUGCGGCCCGAGGGGGAGGGGCACGGCCGCCCGGCAGAUGGCGACAUUUACAUACAGCUGGGAGGCCCCUCCGAGUCGAGGCUCGUAGCCUGGCGUCUGGUGGCUAUGCUGGCUUCGCGGAGGGAGGCUUUGUUUUAAGAAGGGGAAACACGCAUGCAAACACACAGGGGUCCACACAAAGAACCCAGCAUUCUUAUUCACUCACCACCUCAUCUGUGGGUCUCCCAAACACACGCUUCCUUUUAACCUCACACACAGCCCGCUGGAGACGCAUUCACAGCACUCACGGAUUCAUAGGGUCCUCCACAGUGGACAGGACUUCACAAAAGUACAUACAUGAUAGAAAGGAAUGCACACGGCUACAAUAAAGUCACCUGUAUUUCCGUUCUCCCACUCCAGUAGGCACAGACUCUUAGAGAUCUUUCUAACCUCGCAGCCGUGUUAACUGUCCACACAGGUUGAGCCAUAUACCACCCACCACACACACACACACACACACACACACACACACACACACACACACACACACACACACACAAUCAGUUCAUCUUUCAGUAGGCCUUACCUGUACUGCUCAGGCACACAGAGGUUUAUUAGCUCCUGUCACUUUCAGAUUGGUGCAUGCAAUCAAUCACCUCACCAACUCGCCCACAUAGAGUUACUCUGUCUCUUUCCCUGAGACCCCUCUCCCUGUCUAUAGCCAGGAGGCUGGCCUGAGGGGGCGGGGCGUCCUCUCAGAUAUAAGGGUCCGGGAUCCAGCAGCUGCGAUUCCUGAGACUUUCCUCAUCCUGUCCCCAAAAGCAAUGGUCUCCCUGCAGGUGUCUUCACUUCCCCAGACGCUGAUCCUGGCUUUUCUCCUUCCCCAGGCACUGCCAGCUGGUGUCUUCGAGCUACAAAUUCAUUCUUUCGGGCCAGGACCAGGCCCCGGGACCCCACGCUCCCCCUGCAACGCCCGAGGCCCUUGCCGCCUCUUCUUCAGGGUCUGCCUGAAACCGGGAGUCUCCCAGGAGGCCGCCGAGUCCCUGUGCGCCCUGGGCGCAGCACUGAGCACGAGCGGCCCGGUCUACACGGAGCAGCCUGGAGUGCCAGCGGCUGCCUUGUCGUUGCCUGAUGGCCUCGUGCGUGUGCCUUUCCGCGAUGCCUGGCCGGGCACCUUUUCCCUCAUCAUUGAAACCUGGAGAGAGCAGCUGGGAGAGCGUGCUGCAGGGCCCGCCUGGAACCUAUUAGCGCGUGUGGCCGGUCGCAGACGCCUGGCUGCUGGAGCCCCGUGGGCCCGCGAUGUGCAGCGCACAGGCGCAUGGGAGUUGCACUUCUCAUACCGCGCGCGCUGUGAGCCCCCUGCGGUUGGGGCCGCCUGCGCGCGCCUGUGCCGCUCGCGCAGCGCCCCCUCGCGGUGUGGCCCAGGACUGCGCCCCUGCACGCCAUUCCCAGACGAGUGUGAAGCCCCGCCCGUAUGUCGAGCGGGCUGCAGCCCUGAGCACGGCUACUGUGAAGAACCUGACGAAUGCCAUUGCCUGGAGGGCUGGACUGGACCCCUCUGCACGGUCCCUGUCUCCACCAGCAGCUGCCUGAACUCCCGGGUCUCUGGUCCUGCCGGCACUGGAUGCCUUUUACCUGGGCCUGGACCCUGUGAUGGGAACCCAUGUGCCAAUGGGGGCAGCUGUAGUGAAACCCCGGGCUCCUUUGAAUGUGCCUGUCCCCGGGGAUUCUAUGGGCCUCGAUGUGAGGUGAGCGGGGUGACAUGCGCAGAUGGACCCUGCUUCAAUGGCGGCUUGUGUGUUGGCGGUGAAGAUCCUGACUCUGCCUAUGUCUGUCACUGCCCACCUGCUUUCCAAGGCUCUAACUGUGAGAGGAGGGUGGACCGCUGUAGCCUGCAGCCUUGUCAGAAUGGCGGCCUCUGCCUUGACCUGGGACAUGCGCUGCGCUGCCGCUGUCGCGCGGGAUUCGCCGGGCCACGCUGCGAGCACGACCUGGACGACUGCGCCGGCCGCGCCUGUGCCAACGGCGGCACGUGCGUGGAGGGCGGCGGCGCGCGCCGCUGCUCGUGUGCGCUGGGCUUCGGCGGGCGCGACUGUCGGGAACGCGCGGACCCCUGCGCCUCUCGCCCCUGCGCCCAUGGAGGCCGUUGCUACGCCCACUUCUCCGGCCUUGUCUGCGCCUGCGCGCCCGGCUACAUGGGUGUGAGAUGCGAGUUCGCUGUGCGCCCCGACGGCGCGGACGCCGUGCCCGCGGCUCCGCGGGGCCUGAGGCAGGCUGACUCACAGCGCUUCCUUCUGCCUCCCGCCUUGGGGCUGCUGGCGGCCGCAGCUUUGGCCGGCGCCGCUCUCUUGCUCAUCCACGUUCGCCGCCGAGGUCCUGGCCGGGAUACUGGGACUCGCCUGCUUUCCGGGACCCGGGAGCCUUCGGUCCACACGCUCCCGGAUGCACUCAACAACCUGAGGUUACAAGACGGUGCUGGGGAUGGCCCCAGCUCGUCGGCUGACUGGAAUCAUCCCGAAGAUGGGGACUCUCGAUCUAUUUAUGUCAUACCAGCCCCUUCCAUUUACGCACGAGAGGCCUGAUGCUGCUCCUUCUCUGCCAUCGUCUGGAGAUGGAGCCUGAAUGAUUUUAUUUGCUUUGUGGUGUGUCCAAUCCCUGCCCCACACCGACUGGAGGCUGUUUAAUAGGGCUUUAUUGUACAUAUUGCUUAUUUAUAACCUAGUUUUUGUUAUCGCCCCAGAGACAUCUAUAAAGGUUCUUAUUUUGAUCAACUA
This is a messenger RNA of Rattus norvegicus (Norway rat), 2769 nucleotides long. RefSeq names its product delta like canonical Notch ligand 3 (gene Dll3). Gene Ontology annotation, biological process: developmental process; negative regulation of neurogenesis; Notch signaling pathway. Gene Ontology annotation, molecular function: calcium ion binding. NCBI's taxonomy places the organism in Eukaryota, Metazoa, Chordata, Mammalia, Rodentia, Muridae. Gene Ontology annotation, cellular component: membrane. The record is from RefSeq and is a predicted model, not a curated record.